Brienomyrus brachyistius is the source of this 4859-nucleotide messenger RNA. RefSeq names its product pikachurin-like. Gene Ontology annotation, molecular function: calcium ion binding; protein binding. The record is from RefSeq and is a predicted model, not a curated record. NCBI's taxonomy places the organism in Eukaryota, Metazoa, Chordata, Actinopteri, Osteoglossiformes, Mormyridae.
GCACUGAGGUCCCGCUGUUUUGAAAGCCGCUUCCUGAAACCAACCCUCGUUUUAUGACAUCUGUAACUUUGACAGGUCCGUCAGUGAUGGGUCUGCUCAGUACUAAGAGAGCUUUGCUCAUCACACUGCUGCUGUUCAUCUCCGCGAUCCAAGUUUAUUAUUGUUCAAAAAGGCACAAUAUUAGGAAGUCAGAACGCCUCCCUCCACCCUUAGACGUCCAGCUGAAGGUGUUGAACUGCACGGCCUUCCAGGUCCAGUGGAAGAUGGCCCAGAGACACGCCAGCACUGUCGCUGGGUACAAGGUGUUCUACACAGAGAUGAUGAAGAGUCGCCCAGCCAGCCCGGCUGUGACGGCAGACGUACCCCUGAACCUGGAAACGCUGACCACUAGACAGCUUGGUGGAGAAGCAAGUUUUGACGUUGAGAUUGGGGAUCUGCGACGGGGUACCGAGUAUCGAGUCAGCGUAGCGGCUUACGGCUGGGCAGGGGAGGGCCGUCCGAGCAAGUCCCAAGACAUCAGAACGUCAUCACAGGACACAUGCAUGCCUCCCUCCUCUCCAUCAAAACCCAAGGUGACAGCAUUAUCAUCUACUAAGAUCGCGUUGUCAUGGAGACAGGACUGGGACCAUGGCAGCGCACCUGUUAAUCACUUUCAGGUGGCCUACAUCAGGCCGGAGUUAGACACAGAGUGGACGUCCAUCAAGGAGCCAACUGAAUCCAACUCGGUGGUUGUGAAAGGCUUGGUUCCUGAUACGCUGUACCAGUUUGAGAUUCGAGCAGUGAACCUACAUGGAAUCAGCCCUCCCAGUGCCAUAAGUGACCCAGUCUGGACAUUCAGUGCGGAGGGCGUGGUCAGCGGUGGCCACGCUCCAUUGUACAUCACCCACUCACAUGGUGAAGACGGCGGGGUUGUAGGUGCCGAUGACUCCGAUCAGGACAUUCACAUCAAGAAGCUGGAGCCGUUUCCUGCCAUCAGUGGCAGGAUUUGGCCACUCAGCUCCAGCACAGGGAGGCCCCCAUCCCAGGCCGGAAGUGACACUGUGACCAGGGAGCUCGCUACCAAUGGUGCCGCCACCACCGCCGGCACACCCCCCGUGUCCCCCACCCAGCCCUUCACAAGUCCCUCCUACACCUCCACCUCUCCCUCCUCCCUUAGCGUAUCCACCCCCCUGCACCCUGCCCACAGUGCCCCCGUAACACGUAAGUGGACUGGCAGCCGGCCUCCCCUUUACAAUCUGCCCUGCGAGGAACUCGUGUGUCCAGCAAACAGCUUCUGCAUCAACGACCUCCACAGAGGGGGCUCACAGUGUCACUGCAGCUUGGGGCGAGGAGGGGACAACUGUACUGAAGAGGUGUCCAUCCAGUUUCCCAGGUUUCACGGCUCCUCCUACUUGACCUUUGAACCUUUGAAGAAGUCCUCCCAGGUGCUCCGUAUCAGCCUCAAGUUCAAGACGGACACGGAGGAUGGGCUGCUCCUCUACUGUGGCGAGAAUGAGCAUGGUCGGGGAGACUUCGCCUCGCUCUCUCUUGUCCACAACAGGCUGCACUUCAGGUUUAACUGCGGCACAGGACCUGCCAGGAUCAUGAGCCGGGCUCCUGUGGUCCCUGGCCAAUGGCACAGCGUCAGCAUCUACAGGGACGGCCCAAGCGGCUGGCUGGAACUGGACGGCAUCGCCCGUGUGGUGGGCCGUUCUCAGGGGAACUACACCAAGAUCACAUUCCACAGCCCACUGUAUGUGGGGGGGUCCGCUAAUGCGUAUGGGCUAGCCAGAGCGGUGGGCACCAGCCAGGGCUUCCAUGGCUGCAUACAGACACUCAGCAUCAAUGGCAAGACCUUGGACCUCAGGCCCUGGCCUCUGGGCCUGGCGCUGGGCGGCACCAAUGUGGGUGAGUGCAGGGAAGCCAGGUGUGGAGUUGACACCUGUGCCAAUGGCGGCAUGUGCUUCUCCAGCCAGACCAGUGGCUCCAUCUGCCUGUGUCCCUUGGGUUUCCGCGGACCGCUCUGCCAGGAGUAUUUCCUGCUGUCCUUGCCACACUUCAAUGAGUCCCUGCUGUCCUACUUCAGUGCCCCCUGGCCACAGUCUUCUCAGCACUACCUCUCCUUUAUGGAGAUCGAAAUCACCUUCUUUCCUACUUCACCUGAUGGCACGUUGCUGUACAGUGAAGACACAGGCAGCCGAGACUUCCUGUCAGUCACACUGGCAGAUGGAUACCUGGAGUUCCGCUUUGAUUGCGGAUCUGGGCCAGCCAUUCUCAGGAGCAAGGAGCCAAUCAGUAUCUUUGGAUGGCACGAACUGCGUGUAUCUCGCACAGCCAAGAGCGGCAUUCUGCAAGUGGACAACCAGAUACCCAUCGAGGGUAUAGCUGAGGGAGCCUUCACACAGAUCAAUUGCAACAUGCCUCUUUAUGUGGGGGGCGUGCCCAACUACAUCAGCACCAAGAGCAGUGCCUGUGUCCUGAGACCCUUCAGUGGAAGUAUCCAGAAGAUCCUCUUGAAUGACCAUGUGCUUCACCUGACCCAGGGUGUUGCGGUGGGUGUGAAUGUGGAGAAUGCGCGACAUCCCUGUAUAGAUAAUCCCUGUGCCAAUGGUGGCACAUGCCGCCCACGGUGGGACGAGUAUGAGUGUGACUGUCCACUGGGAUAUGAUGGAAGAAAUUGUCAGAAAGAGUGUGGAAACUACUGCUUGAACAUGGUAACAGAGGCCAUUGAAAUUCCUCAGUUCAUUGGGCGAAGCUACCUCACCUAUGACAAGAAGGACAUCCUCAGGAGAGUCUCUGGUUCGAGGACAAAUGUGUUCAUGCGAUUUAAGAGCACAGCCAAGGAUGGACUUCUACUGUGGAGGGGAGACAGUCCAGUGAGAGUCAACACUGACUUCCUAUCCUUGGGGCUGCAGGACGGAGCAAUUGUCUUCAGCUACAACCUGGGCAGUGGCAUCGCCACGGUGAUGGUGAAUGGCACGUUUGGAGAUGGCCGAUGGCACCGAGUCAAGGCCGUCAGAGACGGACCAUCUGGGAAGCUGACAGUGGACGAUUAUGGAGCCAAAACAGGUCGGUCUGCGGGGAAGAUGAGGCAGCUCAACAUCCACGGUGGUCUGUAUGUAGGAGGCUUGAAGGAAAUUGCCUUGCACACCAACAAGCAAUACAUGCAGGGUCUAGUGGGCUGUAUCUCCCACUUCAUUCUUUCCACCGACUACCACCUUUCUCUAGUAGAAGAUGCUACUGAUGGCAAGAACAUCAACACCUGUGGCAACUAGGAGGUACUGCCCCCUACUGUCCUGGAGAACUGGCAGAAAUCACAUAGCUGGCACAGUAAGAAAUUCAGAGGGUUUAUGGUGUGUGUUGAUAUAAGCCAUGAAAACCAUUACAACAGAUAUGAGUUUUUUUUUUGGUCUUUGUACAAAUAUGAUAAAUAAUAAAUAAUUUGGAUGGGUCUUGAUCAUAGCUGGAAAGGGUGAUGCCAGUUGGAACACACCGGGAGGAGUGUGGUCAAUGGGGUGGGGUCAUUUAGGCAAUGUUGGACAUGGGUAGGAUCAUUUAGGGGACAAUGGACACGGGUAAGAUUAUUUUGGGAAUAUUAGACAUCGGUAGGAUCAUUUAGGGAAUGUUGGACAAGGGUGGGAUCCUUUUUGGGAAUAUUAGACAUGGGUGGGAUCUUUGAGGGAAUGUUGGACAAGGGCAGGUUCAUUUAGGGAGUAUGGGAUAGGGUUGAGGUCCUUUGGGGAAUGUACAGUAGGGUGGUUUUUAACUAUUAUCUAAAGAUUGGCCAACUGCUGGCUCUUCAAACCCAAACACUCAUCCUAAGCUUAACCCGAACCCUGACCACAGGAUGUGCUGACAGAAACUCAUUAUUCCAUCUGCUUACCCAUCAACAAGCAUUUUAGCUAUUUAUAAAUACACCUCGGAAGUGGCUUUGAGGUCACAGAUUGCGAAGGCAUGGAGCAUGAGAGGGGGAAACCCAUUUCAUCUGGAGAAACCGACUUCUGCAUGCAGCUCUGAUUCUGACGUCUCCUUCUUUUCAUGUUGUCUUCCAGCCAUGUGUUUCGUGGGAAGCAACUUUCAUCACAAACAGCGCGUGUGUGUGUGUGAUCCUGCAUUUCCUGCAUGCUCCUCUAUCUCGUUAAUGAACAGAUCUCUGUCACUCAGCCUAGUUCGUGUUUCAUGUCUCGUUGUGCUGGACACAUGUCACCCAAAUAGCUCGUCAGGCCAAAAUGCCUCUCCUUCAGGAAAGUAUAAAGCAAGACUAAGAAAACUGUCUGUAAAAGUUUGCUUGUUUACGUCACGUCGAUCUGCAUUUUAGCCUGGACAUGCUAAAUGCUGCGGAAACCGGCAAUUAGCCGGAAGUACGCAGACUUUAGCAUUUCGCCAGUAGAGGUUUAUUUGAAAAUGGCAGCAAAGAUUGCUGUGGUUUUUGUUUUCGUGUCCAGAGAUUUAGGGUUAGGACCAAUCAGGGCUGGUCUGCUACACAUUCAGCUGCAAAUAACUUAAUGCAACAUGCCCCGGAUGAGAUGAGAGCACUCACAGAAACACAGUGUGAUUACUUUACUGCUCGGGAGGGGGGGGGGGGGCGGUCAUCAUUUCUCAGCUUAUAUUUUAGGUCCACCCUGGGGGUCGCAGCGUGCAUUGUGAAGCUAGGUUCGACUGCAGCAGAGGGAGUUUCAAAUAGACCCACCUGUCUUCGCCCUCUGCUGGUCAUGAAGAUGAACAGCAUAAAUCUCACCUAGUUGGUACCAUUGUACUAGGACUCAUCUCACCAUCAAUGUGUAAAAUAAAAAAAAAAAGAGAUUUGUGUUCCGUGUUAAACACCAUGUACUGCGUUAAAUAUGUUUACUUCAGACAAUAAACCUGUCUUGGGAAAUGGA